Molecule: messenger RNA, 951 nt
Organism: Symbiodinium sp. CCMP2592
Lineage: Eukaryota; Dinophyceae; Suessiales; Symbiodiniaceae
Source: the annotation of a GenBank genome assembly
AUGGCAGAGGCAGCGGGCGACCGUAUGGAAGUUGAAGCACGGGACCUCGAGUCCCUCGCGUGUAUUGAAGUUCCUGCUGUUGGCCACGCUCCGGUGAUGGUUAUGUGCACCUGGCACGAGGAGUUGGUUGCCAUCGCCGACGCCAUCGCGAAUGGCUCCCUGUUCAAGUGCCGGAAGUGUUAUAACACGGAGCGACACCUUCAAUCCAAGUACAAAAAGGAGGGGAAGGCACACAUUUGGCGGGGUAUGGACACCCAGGCCCGGCGUGCAGAGAUCAAAAAACACAACGGAAGCUCGGAAGGACAAGGCAAGCGGCGUGAGUACACCAUCAAGGAGUCCACGAACGUAACGGACAAAAUGGGGUUCGAGAAGUACGGCCGCGAGACCUGGGGCUGGACCCCACAGGUCGCAUCCGAGAAGUGGACAGAAGCAAUGUCUCCCCCACUGGUCCAGAAGGGUACGGAUGAAGAAGGGUGGCCGACCGUGGCCAAGUUUUCCACCCACUCCCUCACCUCAGGCCGUGAGCUCUCCCACACCAGGGGGAUCACCAGCUCAGGACAGACAGAGGCGCACGCCCACGAACUGCGUAGUGUCGCUCAAGACGUACUAGAGGGUGGUGAACUCCACACGAAGACGGGUGUCUUCGACAACAUGGCACUCCCCACGUUGCCGGGCUUCGCGAGGCUCGCCAUCCAGCCUAGUAAGAAGGCUAGGAGCAAGCCCAAGACCAAGAAGACUGAGAAACCACCGCCACCGCCUUUGCCCAGCCAUAUCAAACCGGAGCCCAGUGAGAGCGACGACGGCAGCAAGGUCCGGAAGUGUUUGCACGAGCUCAAGAUUGCCGAGACCGAACGAAAAUGGGUUGCGGCGAUUGAGGAGCAAGCGCCGGUUACCAGCACCUCCCUCCAAGCAGCUGCUCCACUGCCGGAUCUCGCGCAGCCUUUGUCCUAG